Messenger RNA from Phlebotomus papatasi, 1431 nucleotides. RefSeq names its product growth arrest and DNA damage-inducible protein GADD45 alpha (gene Gadd45). Lineage: Eukaryota; Metazoa; Arthropoda; Insecta; Diptera; Psychodidae. Gene Ontology annotation, biological process: regulation of cell cycle. Gene Ontology annotation, cellular component: nucleus; cytoplasm. The coding region runs from base 445 to 906 and encodes 153 amino acids. The transcript has a single exon. The record is from RefSeq and is a predicted model, not a curated record.
UCGAAUAGCAUUGUAAAAUCCCAACACAACACACACGCCAAAUUCCCCAAACUCUUGGGCUUUCUCAUGAAAACACAAUCGAAGCGUUAUGAUCGUGUGCCUUCGGUAAUAUUCGUGGGGAAUUCCGUAGUGGGGAGAGCCACGGUUAUAAAAGUAGCUCGUAUUCAUUGAGGAGCCACAUUGUGAAAUCAACAGUAAAAGUAAAGCUAAUAAGAGACAUAGUGCAAAGAAUUUCAUCUCAAUUGCAUAAGUUUGUGUAAACAUUAGUGACACGGUGACUUUGCGAAUAUUCAAAUAUUUCUGGGAUUUAUCAGUGACCGCAAAAGUCUAACUAACACCUUCUGCAGAGAAUUGAUUCAAUUGGACAAGGUGAAAGUCAAUAAACUGGCACCACAUUCGGAAUAUAUUUCCCUGAAUUUGAAUCAAAAAUCGAAAGGCGUAACUAUGGUACUGGACGAGAAAAUUGUGGAAGUUGAAAAAAUGGGACGACAGAUAACAAAUCUUGGACGAACAGUCCGUAAUGUCUUACUGAAAGCACAGAAUGAUAAGAGAACUAUUGUGGGUGUUGCGGGAGCAGUUAAGACACUCUCAUCAGCACCUGAGGAUGCUCUCUUUUGUAUCUUGGCACCACCAUCAAUUGGUGAUAGCGCUACGCACAUGCAGGAAGUUCUUCUUCAGGCGUUUUGCUUCGAGAAUGAUAUUUACAUCAUAAAGGUGGACAGCAGUGAGAAGCUGAGUCGCAUUCUCGGAUCAAGUACACUGGAGUCGUGUGCAUUAGUGCAAAAGGCAUGGACCACAGAUCAAGCUGAGGAACUCCUGACAACAGCAGAGGAGAAUUUAGUGGAUCACUGCGAAGCUUUCUGGGAUGCACCAAAUCAACCAGUUGUGCGACUCCCUGAACUGUGAAUAUCAUCUCAAAUUUGGGAUGGAAUCCCUGAUGGUGAAAAAAAAACAGAAAUUUGGCAUGGAUUAAGGGUUAUAUAUUAUCCAAUCGAUCCCUUUUCAUCCUUGAUCAUCAAGAGGACUUCGCGUGGAAAAUGUUCAAUAUUUUGGCCGUUUCUUUCAAUCUUCAUAGCCUUACCAUGGAUGACUUUGUUGUCCAACACGGAAUUGGAGAAAAGAAAAAGGAAUCUAACCAAACGGUGUUACACCAAAAAAGAAAUAUUUUCCUCGAUAACAAAAAAAUAAAACUAUUGUGAGAAUAACUAUACAAAAUUAUAGUAUUAUAGUGAAUAUCUCAAAAAUUUAUUAAUGAGGCGCUUUAUAUUUAAGUCAUUACUUAAUUUUGAAAUGUUGUUAAAAGCUAAAUCAGCUAGAUAUAGAAUUGAGUUUGAGCAUAGCAAAGUGCCUCAGGACAAAAAAAUUGUAACUACAAUUGGUUUUAAAGCCACCAAAGAGAAAACUAUGGAAUAAAUACUUUUAGAACAAUAA